This is a messenger RNA of Micropterus dolomieu (smallmouth bass), 829 nucleotides long. It is a transcript of the gene guca1b, whose product is annotated as guanylate cyclase activator 1B. Gene Ontology annotation, biological process: visual perception. NCBI's taxonomy places the organism in Eukaryota, Metazoa, Chordata, Actinopteri, Centrarchiformes, Centrarchidae. Gene Ontology annotation, cellular component: cone photoreceptor outer segment; photoreceptor inner segment. The record is from RefSeq and is a predicted model, not a curated record. Bases 73 to 666 code for a protein of 197 amino acids. The transcript has 4 exons. Gene Ontology annotation, molecular function: calcium sensitive guanylate cyclase activator activity; calcium ion binding.
CCAGGUCAAACUGUUUCAUGUAAUGUAAGAAAACAUUUAAAUCUUUAGGGAGCUGAAGAAAACAUUUCCAAAAUGGGUCAGCGCCUGAGCGAGGAUAGUGACCCAGACAAGGAAAUUGAUGUGGCAGAGCUGCAGGAAUGGUACAAAAAAUUUGUUGUGGAAUGCCCGAGUGGAACUCUCUUCAUGCAUGAGUUCAAAAGCUUUUUUGGCGUUACUGAGAACAAGGAGGCCGCAGAUUACAUUGAAAACAUGUUUCGGGCCUUUGACAAGAACGGCGACAACACUAUUGAUUUUCUGGAGUAUGUGGCAGCCUUGAACUUAGUCCUGAGGGGAAAAUUGGAACAUAAGCUUAAAUGGACAUUCAAAAUGUACGAUAAAGACGGAAGCGGAUGCAUUGAUAAAACAGAGCUUCUUGAAAUUGUGGAGUCUAUUUAUCGACUGAAGAAAGCCUGCCACGGAGAGCUAGAUGAAGAAUGCAUGCUGCUGACCCCAGACCAAGUGGUUGACCGAAUAUUUGAGUUGGUUGAUGAAAAUGGAGAUGGGGAGCUCUCGUUGGAUGAGUUCAUUGACGGCGCACGGAGGGACAAGUGGGUGAUGAAGAUGCUGCAGAUGGACGUCAACCCUGGGGACUGGAUCAAUGAGCGAAGACGCAGUGCUGACUUCUAAGGCUAGAAUUUGGACUGUCAAUCUGUCGCAUCCUUCAUCCAAUCAUACUCUGAUUUUGUAUCUUUUGUAUUCCAGUCACGUCCUGGAAUUCUAAUGAUAUAUUUUGCUUGUAAAGGGGCAACCUGUUUAUUCAUUUUAGUUUUGGUUUCACACAAGUUAUUAA